This is a messenger RNA of Postia placenta MAD-698-R-SB12, 891 nucleotides long. RefSeq lists its product as hypothetical. Lineage: Eukaryota; Fungi; Basidiomycota; Agaricomycetes; Polyporales; Adustoporiaceae. The coding region runs from base 1 to 891 and encodes 296 amino acids. The record is from RefSeq and is a predicted model, not a curated record. The transcript has 2 exons. Gene Ontology annotation, molecular function: protein binding.
AUGGCCAUCGUCAAUCGUUCUAACAGCGUGCUGGCACGGGCAGGCCAUGCGCACCUCCUACACAAGCGAGAAGUCCCCGCUUCCAGCGCAGUUGCCUCGCCCACACUCGUUUCGGAAGGUGUCGAAGCAUCCCCGUCGCCCUCUGUCGCGGCUCACCACAGUGGUCCGACGAGCAAGGAGAAGGCGAUCGCUGCUUCAAUGGUGAUCGUCGGAAUCCUCAUUAUUGGUAUUGUUAUAUGGCAGAUAGGCAGAUGGCGCCGCAGAAAGGCGCGAGCAGCCGCCUCCAGCAAGUUCAACAUCGCCUUCAACACGAAUUCCAUGUCGGACAAGCCCAUCCCCCUCGACUUCGACAUGGAUGGUCGUGAGCUCGAGAAGCCGAGCACGGCGAAUAUCCUUCUCCCUAUGACACCCGCGGCCAGCGUCAAACCCUCGCUCACGGGCAAGCCGUGGACGCACACCAUCCCUGCUUCCGGCGACUUCCCAUCCGACAAGCCGCCGUCUUACGCCGCCGUCAACGGCGCUCUCAACCAGAGCUACCGUGUCCCGCCGCCGGCGCUCGAGAUUCCCCAGCGGCCCAAGUCAAGCGCAGUGGUCGUGCCAAGUCCACGCUCGUCCUCCUUCGGCGUCGACUCGCCACUCUUCCUAAAAGCUCAGCUCACCGCAGCGCUCAAAACGUCCCGGCUCGCGACGGCCAACAAGCCGCUGCCACGCGCGAUGUUUGUCGAGAGCACGUUCAAGCCGUCGCUCUCCGACGAGCUGCUCGUCAAACCCGGCGAGACGGUGCGCAUGCUUGAAGAGUACGAGGAUGAGUGGUGCCUCGUCCAGCGUGGGAGCCCCGAGGACGGCCAGAAGGGCGUGGUGCCGCGCUUUUGCCUGCGGGAGCUGCCUUGA